Messenger RNA from Tympanuchus pallidicinctus (lesser prairie-chicken), 3513 nucleotides. RefSeq lists its product as uncharacterized. The transcript is spliced from 24 exons. Gene Ontology annotation, cellular component: membrane. Lineage: Eukaryota; Metazoa; Chordata; Aves; Galliformes; Phasianidae. The record is from RefSeq and is a predicted model, not a curated record. Gene Ontology annotation, molecular function: hexose transmembrane transporter activity. The coding region runs from base 213 to 3224 and encodes 1003 amino acids. Gene Ontology annotation, biological process: monosaccharide transmembrane transport.
AGAGCUGCGCGCUGCUGGAGGGCUGCCCGCAGUGCCGGCGUUUCCCUGGCAAAGGACGCCGCCGAUCCCUCGUGCCCGGAGGCGGCCGGGAUGCGAGGCGGCUGCUCUCCGCCAAUGAGUGUCGGUACCUACGCUGGAGAUUUAAAUAAUCCUUUGGAGCACUGCUGAGAGCACGCGAGGCUUCGGCAAGACGGGAAAGACCGUCAGAGAGGAUGAACAAGCUGCAGAGAUUGCUUCAGAGCAAGAACCUGAUCCUGACAGUGUGUGCUGCUGGCAUUGGAGGCACUUUCCAGUAUGGUUACAACAUCUCCAUCAUCAAUGCUCCAACUUUUUACAUCCAGACGUUCAUGAACAAAACAUGGUUGGAACGCACAGGUGCUCCCCUGGAGAGUGGCAUGGUCCUGCUGCUCUGGUCCUUCACCGUGUCCGUGUUCCCCCUGGGAGGCCUUGCAGGGGCUGUUGCUGCUGGCCCCAUGGCCAUUGUGUUGGGAAGGAAGAUGUCCCUGCUGGUUAACAACGUCUUUGUGAUCGUAGCCGCCGUCUUGUCAGGAUUCAGCCAGAUGGCGAAAUCCUUCGAAAUGAUUAUGCUCAGCAGGUUCCUUACUGGUGUGAAUGCAGGUGUAAGCAUGAACAUUCAGCCCAUGUAUCUGGCAGAGAGUGCCCCAAGGAAGCUCCGAGGGGCUGUGGCCUUGACCUCUGCAUCCUUUACAGCCCUGGGUCUGGUGCUGGGCCAGGUUGUUGGACUCAGGGAGCUUCUAGGAGGGGAGGAAAGCUGGCCACUCCUUUUAGCCAGCAAUGCUGUGCCUGCCCUAAUCCAGCUCAUGGUUCUGCCGUGCUUUCCUGAAAGUCCCAGAUACCUCUUGAUUGACCGUGGAGACAGAGAGUCCUGCAUCUCUGCACUGAAGAAGCUCAGAGGCAGCAGUGACCUGGGAGAAGAGCUGGAGGAGAUGCUAGCUGAACAGGCUGCCGCCAAAGGUCAGAGAGCGAAGAAGCCCUGGGAGCUGUUCCGAAACCCAGCGGUGAGGUGGCAGCUGAUCAGCAUCGUCGUGCUGAGCAGUGCCAUGCAGCUCUGCGGGAACGAUUCGAUGUACUUUUAUGCAGCUUACGUGUUCCAGGAGGCUGGAAUUCCUCAGGACACAAUCCCGUAUGUUGUCAUCGGCACAGGGAGCUGUGAACUGAUCACAUCUGUAACUUGUAACAUGAUCAUAGACUACGCUGGCCGGAGGCCACUGCUGCUGGGAGGAUACAUCCUGAUGGCAGGAUGGGCCACUGUCUUCAUGGUCGCUCUGAGUCAGCAGACUCAGAUUAGCUGGAUGCCUUAUCUCAGCAUGGCCUGCAUUUUUGCCUAUAUCCUGAGCUUUGGAAUUGGACCAGCUGGUGUAACAGGAGUUCUGCCCACAGAGAUAUUUGAUCAGAUGUCCCGACCAGCUGCUUACAUGAUCUGCGGGUCUCUGCUCUGGUUCAAUCUCUUUCUGGUCGGAACAGCGUUUCCAUUCAUUGUGAAAAAUCUAGCACAUUUCUGCUACGUCCCAUUCCUUGUGGUUUGCAUCUGCACUGCUCUCUACAUUUGGUUCUUCCUUCCUGAGACCAAAGGAAAGUCCUUCCUGGAAAUCUCAGAGGAAUUCAGGAAACGGAACUUCAGAGCUCAGAGCUGUGAAGCUUUCUAUAAAGGCCCUGAGGAGAUCAGGUCCACCACGUUCACAGAGCAUGGGUCUAGUGCUUUCUAUGCUGACUUUUCUUCCUGCCAGAAAAUGAGCUGCAAUCUCUUCCUCCUGGCUUUUGUCCUGGGCAUUGGUGGAACUUUCCAGUAUGGGUUGCAGAUCUCCAUUAUGAACUCUCCUGCUGAGUACAUCAAAAGUUUCAUACAUGAGACCUGGCUGAAGAGAUAUGGAUCUUCUCCCAGUGAAGAGAUAAUUACUUUGAUGUGGUCCUUCGUUGUGUCCAUUUACACCAUUGGUGGGCUCCUGGGCUCCAUGUCUGUCAGAUACAUGUCUGUUAAAUUUGGAAGGAAGAAGUCCAUGCUGCUUGCCAACAUCCCUGCUCUGUUGAGUGCAACUCUCAUGGCACUCAGCCGGCUGUCUGGGUCCUUCGAGAUGAUCAUCAUUGGGAGAUUAUUUGCUGGAGUGUGUGCAGGUUUAGGUCUGAAUAUCCAUAUCAUGUAUGCGGGGGAAUGCGCCCCACAGAAGCUGCGUGGGGUGAUUGCCAUAACUGCUUCCACUGCCAUUGCCGUGGGAAAGUUUGCAGGAUUUGCUCUGGGCCUCAGAGAAGUUCUGGGAGUAGAAGCUCUGUGGCCUGUUCUCAUGGCAGCAAAUGCAAUUCCUGCCCUCAUUCAGCUGCUCACCCUCCCCUUCUUCCCAGACUCUCCCCGCUACCUGCUCAUUGACAAAAAGGACAAGGAGGGUUGCAUCAAAGCUGUGAAGCAGCUCUGGGGGGAUGGCGACCACAUGGCCGAAGUGGAUGACAUGAUUGCAGAGCAAGAAGCCAUCCGUGGGGAGAAAUCUAAGAGUGUUUGUGAUCUUGUUCGUGACAAAUCUGUCCGUUGGCAGUUCAUCACUCUCUUUCUUGUCUCCUCAUGCAUGCAGUUGAUCGGAGUCAAUGUGGUUUACUUUUAUGCAUACAAUGUCUUCCUCCAAGUUGGACUCUCCCCUGCCCAAACCCGCUACGUCUCCCUGGGAGUUGGGAUCACUGAGAUCCUCACCACAGCUCUGUGUGGCUUCCUCGUGGACCGUGCUGGGAGGAAGGCACUGCUAUGGAAAACCCACGCUGCUAUGGCCUUGGCCUUAGGACUUCUCACUGUCACGCUUGCUCUACAGGAUUCUUUCUCCUGGAUACCAUAUUGCUCUGCUGCACUCAUUUUUAUCUUCAUCAUGAGCUUUGGACUCGGGCCAGCUGGAGUAUUAUGCCCCCUACCCACAGAAAUAUUUAUUCAGUCAUACAGACCAGCUGCUUAUGCUUUUAAUGGAGCUACAAACUGGAUCCAGCUCUUCUUUCUUGGACUUUUGUUCCCUUUCAUCGUGGAAGGCCUUGGUAGUUUUUGUUUCAUCAUUUUCCUGGCAUACUGUCUGUCCAUGGCCAUCUUUGUCUACCUGGUAGUGCCAGAGACCAAAGGAAAGAGCAUGCUGCAGAUCAUGGAGGAGUUCAACCGCCUGAAUUACGGCAGAAAGAGGGGACAGGCAGCCCUGCAGCAGAAUAACUGCUCACUGACAACUGUUACUAGACUUUAGUAACAAACUUUCCACUCCAUAUUCUGUUCUUUUAUUACUGUUGUGCCAGAAGCCUCACUAAACAAAAAAGAUCCUAUUGCUCCCAGACAGUACAAAUGUGAAUUAAAAAAGUAGAGACCUGCUGUGCAGGGUGCAGGAUGACCUCGGGGGUUCUCUCCAACUGCUGAAAUAUGAACUGAAUUAAAUGCUCAAGGAAGGAAGGAAGGAAGGAAGAAGGGAAGGAAGGGGGUGAAGGGGAGGGGAGAGGCAGGGAGGGAGGAAGGCAGGCAGAAAGGAAGGCAGGAGGGAA